GAUGGGACGCGGCGUUUGGCGGGACUCUGACUGCGGUUGUGUCGUUUCUCCUAACAGCGGUGCCGGUGGCCUUUCCCUCUCCUCCAGGAGCAUCACUGCGCUGCCGCGGCGGAGCGGAGAGGAGGGUGCGGGGGAGCGAGCGCUGAAUCACGGCGUCAGGAGAAAGCAGAUCCCCAUUUACAAAACGUGCCGUUUCUUAAAAUACCGACCCACUCCUCCACCUCCUUCUCCCUCAUUACUGACAGCUCUGCCCAUCCGUCAGACAGGAGGGGGGAGAGAUCUGGGGAGGAGGGCCCCAAGAAGGCAGGAGAGGACGAAAGGCGAUCACCCCCCGGCCGGUUUCACCGAGCAGGCUUCUGGGAACAUGCUCUUCCUCUGCUGACGAGGACGACUCAGCAGCGGCUUCAUUUUUGCUCCGAGAGGCGGUUCGGCUCCAAGAUUACUAAAAGACUGUUGGUUCUGCUGAUCUGCGCUGCAAAACAACAAGAAAGGGGUGGAUAGGAGCUGCAGUUUCCACAGAGACGCAGAAAUACUCAUCCAGGUGGUGGAAGGAGAAGGACACAGCCCAGUGCUGGAUCCCAAAGGGACUGUUGGUGUGGUAAGGACCCUUAAGACGAAAAAGGGUGCAUGGAGGGUUCAAGGCCUGUAAAACCGGGGUCAUCAGCCUGCCUCUGGUUGGGGCUGAUCUCUGUGGCUGUUGCUUUCCUUUGUUCUGAGGCCCGGACCACUCCCAGCCCUUUGCUAAGCACCAACAAUGCCACUUGCAAAGGAACCUCGAAGUGUCAAGCAGGGAUCAUCCUUCCCAUCUGGUAUCCAGAGGAUCCUUCCAUGGGGGACAAGAUUGCUCGAGUCAUUGUCUAUUUUGUGGCCAUGAUCUACAUGUUUCUUGGUGUAUCCAUCAUUGCUGACCGCUUCAUGGCAGCCAUUGAGGUCAUCACCUCCCAGGAAAGAGAAAUUGUUAUCAAAAGGCCCAAUGGGGAAACAACCACAACCACAAUCCGGGUGUGGAACGAAACAGUCUCCAAUCUUACCCUCAUGGCCUUGGGCUCCUCUGCUCCUGAGAUUUUGCUCUCUCUGAUUGAGGUUUGUGGACAUGAGUUUAAAUCUGGUGAACUUGGCCCUUCCACUAUUGUUGGCAGUGCAGCUUUCAAUAUGUUUGUCAUAAUUGGCCUUUGUGUGUCUGUCAUUCCCCAAGGAGAAGUACGAAAAGUCAAGCACCUCAGAGUGUUCUUUGUCACAGCAGGGUGGAGUAUCUUUGCCUACAUCUGGCUUUACAUGAUUCUGGCGGUGUUUUCUCCCAACGUAGUCCAGGUCUGGGAAGGUCUAGUCACACUGGCCUUCUUCCCCAUAUGUGUUAUUCUUGCCUGGGUAGCAGACAGACGACUGUUAUUCUACAAGUUUAUGCACAAGAAGUAUCGCACUGAUAAACACAGGGGCGUCAUUAUUGAGACUGAGACCGAACGCUCCAAGGGAAUUGAAAUGGACGGCAAGAUGGUCAACUCCCACUUCAUGGAUGGAGGUGCAGCCAGCAAUCUUAUUGGUCUGAUUGAGAGCAAAGAAGUAGACGAAUCUCGUCGAGACAUGAUUCGUAUCUUAAAGGACCUAAAGCAGAAGUACCCUGAGAAAGAGCUUGAUCAACUGGUUGAGAUGGCCAACUACUAUGCCCUCUCACACCAGCAAAAGAGCCGUGCCUUCUACCGUAUACAGGCCACACGCAUGAUGACAGGCGCUGGAAAUAUCCUGAAGAAACACGUUGCAGAGCAGGCAAAGAAGAGCGCUAGUGUGCAGGAGGUGCACGUGGAUGAACCAGAAGAGUUUGUGUCUCGGAUAGCUUUUGAGCCCGCUGUCUAUCAGUGCCUUGAGAACUGCGGCGCUGUUAUCCUAAACAUCACAAGGAAAGGUGGCGACAUCAACAAGACAAUCUACGUGGAUUACAAGACUGAGGACGGUUCAGCUAAUGCUGGGGCUGACUAUGAGUUCACAGAGGGCACAGUGGUGUUCAAACCAGGGGAGAUGAUCAAAGAAAUAAGCAUUGGCAUCAUUGAUGAUGACAUCUUUGAAGAGGAUGAGCACUUUUUUGUGCGUCUCAGUAAUCUCCGUGUUCUGGAAACUGAGGAUGAGGUCCUGUCUGCCAACAGCCUCCCAUACCCAAAGGCAAUGCUAGGAUUCCCAUCUGUGGCCACAGUGACUAUUCUGGAUGAUGAUCACUCUGGCAUCUUCACUUUUGAGAGUAGUCCAGUCCAUGUUAGUGAGAGCAUUGGCAUCAUGGAGGUAAAGGUGUUGAGGACCUCUGGAGCAAGGGGGACAGUCAUUGUGCCUUAUCGCACCGUGGAGGGACUUGCCAAAGGAGGAGGAGAGGACUUUGAAGACACCUACGGAGAACUGGAGUUCAAAAACGAUGAGACCUGCAAAUUUAUUCACGUGAAAGUUAUUGACGAUGAGGAGUAUGAGAAAAACAAGAACUUCUUCCUGGAGCUGGCUGAGCCUCGCAUGGUAGACAUGAGUCUGCAGAAAGCCAUGUUGUUAGCUGAUGAUGUUCCAGACAGGAAACUUUCCUCAGAUGAGGCGGAAGCCAAGCGGAUUGCAGAAAUGGGGAAACCAGUCCUGGGGGAGCACCCCAGACUGGAGGUCAUCAUUGAAGAAUCAUAUGAGUUUAAGAGCACAGUGGACAAGCUGAUCAAGAAGACCAACCUGGCUCUGGUGGUGGGAACAAACUCCUGGAGAGAGCAGUUCAUGGAGGCUAUCACAGUCAGUGCAGAUGAGGACGAGGAUGACACGGGAGAAGAACGGCUUCCUUCCUGCUUUGACUACGUCAUGCACUUCCUCACCGUCUUCUGGAAGGUUCUGUUUGCCUGCGUUCCUCCCACCGACUACUUGAAUGGUUGGGCCUGCUUCGCUGUCUCCAUCAUCAUCAUCGGUCUGCUCACAGCCGUCAUCGGCGACCUGGCGUCCCACUUUGGCUGCACCAUCGGCCUGAAGGACUCCGUCACCGCUGUGGUUUUUGUCGCGCUUGGCACUUCAGUCCCAGACACCUUUGCCAGCAAGGUAGCAGCAGUCCAGGACACCUACGCAGAUGCCUCCAUCGGGAACGUGACGGGCAGCAAUGCCGUCAACGUCUUCCUGGGAAUCGGCAUGGCCUGGUCGGUGGCAGCCAUCUACUGGCACAUGAAAGGGAAGUCGUUUGUCGUGCAGGCCGGCUCGCUGGCAUUCUCUGUCACCCUUUUCACCAUCUUCGCCUUCUUGGCCGUCUCGGUGCUGCUCUACCGGCGCCGGGCCCACAUCGGAGGAGAACUGGGAGGCUCCCGGAGACACAGACUGGCCACAUCAGCCUUCUUUUUCAGCCUCUGGUUUCUUUACAUUCUCUUCUCCAGUCUGGAGGCCUACUGUCAUAUAGAAGGUUUCUAAACGGACAAGACUCAAGGAAUAGGAACUUAUAGAGGUUUGAAUAGAAUCAGUUCAGUGGUAAAAAAGAGUGAAUUCUCACUGUGGAAUCUGGGUCAGUCUCCGAUGGUAAGAAUCAACCGGACAGGCAAAGUUGGGGUUUUCAGAAGCAACGCCUCCUCUCCCCUUCCCUCUCUCCCUCAACCCCCUCUGUAAGAAUGCUUGGAGGUGUGCAUCGUGCCCUCUGGUGCCAUCAGGCAUGGUUCUUGUAGACGUUGAACGUGCACGGGUGUGCUUACAGCUGGGAUUGGGUCACCAUAGAGCCCAAAGGAUGCCCAUGCCAAGAGGUGAUCCUGCAUUCUGCUGGAAGAGUACAGUCUUAAGCCUGAAGAGAGCAGAGUCAAUCAGAGAGCUAUAUUUUUCUCAACGUGUUAUGAGAAUGACUUUUUGGAAGAAAACAAAAUAGAUAAAAUAAAAUAAAAGCAUAUUUUGGGGAUAAAAAUGGGAGAAAAAUCAAUAAAUGCAAGAAAAAAAGAGGAAUGAAAGAACUAUUUUCUGAUCCUUAAAAAAACACAAUUAUAUCUAAAAUACGUUGCUGAGUGACUGUGGUAUGGAUUCAUAGUAUUUAUUUUUAUUAGCAUAAUUUCUUAAGGAGCACUGCGGAGUUCUCAGAAAUCACAAAGGCAGAGCGAUGAUGAGGAGCAGACAUCACACCGGCAGACGCAUCACCGCUCAGACGAGUCAGGAGGAAAAUCUGGACACGUUCAAACUGCCCUAGACAUUACUUCCUUACUCUAAAUGUAUCUAUAUAUAAUAUAUUUCCAUAUUUUCUGUAUAUUUUGAAUAUUUGUUUAAAUGUGGUCUUCUCUAUCAGAGGAUCGCUGUGGAGAAGAGGGGUAGGCUGGGGGAGGGUGGGGGGUCGUCUUCACCUUUUUAAGAGUUGUGUAUCUGGGUAAAAGUAUGACAUUGUGUUUUAUUUAUUUACUGAUCUCUUCUUGGUCUCGCUCAACUUUCACCUUUUCAGUCUGAAAAAAAUGUGUUGCUGCAGAAAUCAAUUCAGAGGUAUUUUUUUUUACCAUUUCUUCCAUGCACUUUGCUGUGUAGUUCUACUUAAGGAGACUUCUACUUGUUCAUGUGCAAAAGGCCAAUGUUCAAGUUGUCAUUGUGGACUGAACAGUGCCUGUGGAGGAGGAGGAGGACGAGGAGGAGGAGGUGUUGGCUGCAGCUGCCUACUCUGGCUCUUUAAUGGUGAAGAAAAUGGAACCCUGUCCAAAAAGCAUCGAAAACUAUUUUAAAGCUGCACUGAUUAAAUGUUCCGGCUCAAUAAUGGAGUCAAACACCCAAAACUUUGACCUAAAGUUGUCAGAGCUUUUAAUACGUCUCAAUAUUUGUCACAUUAACUGCGUUAGAGCCAUUUUUGUGUUUGGUAAUGUUGAUAAGCUGUGGUGGCCAUCUUUAACAAUGCUGAUUCCAAGUUUUAAAAAAUUUUCAAAGUCCCCAGAGUGUCCUUUGUGCUUCGUUUUGGGCUGCAGAAGAAAGAAGGAAAACUGUGCAUGCACUAAAAAAAAGAUUCUUGGCCUUAGUUGUCAAAUUAAAAAACUAAAGUUUUUAUGUAAAAUUUAACUCUAAUCUAUAAAAUCGCAACAGUUAUUUAUAAAAUAGUCAAAUAAAAUAAAGUCUAAUUGACUUUAUUUAGAAAUAUUACACAGAAAAUGUACAUGUAAUUAAAUUAAAAUGCAGUCUACUUUUUUGGCCGACCCGUUUUUCCAGACUGUGUGGGCAAAACAUUAUUUUUCCCAUUUCAGAUGUUCAUUUUCAAUUAAUGCAGCAUUAUUUGUGACUUUAAAAUUAUUUUAUUCCUGUAUCUUUUUACAUUCUUUCUUUCUCCUUGUAAAAGUACAAAGAUGUGUGGGUGUCUCCCUGAUGCUCUUUUUGGAUUGUUGCAAUCAUUUAAAACUACACUCCCACUGAACUGUUUUUAACAGUGUUUUUAUUUUUAAAAUAAGAAAAAAAAACUCCAGUGCAAACCAGAAAAUGUCUGUUAAUUUGCAUCAAAUUCAUAAAUAAUUAAUUUAUAUUCUUUUAAACCAAAAAAGUGGGUAAAAUAAGGGGUGUCAGUGUCCAGUCCUGUGGUUGCACCUCCUUCUCCCCUCGGUCCUCCUCCCUCUCCUCCCAAUGUUCUUCCUUUGUGGUGAGCAGUGGUGUAAAUACGUCUCGUGGCUGACGUGAAUGCACAGUUGCUGUCCCUGGACCACACCUGUUAUCCUCACUAUCUCUCUCUAAAGGAAACAGUCAUGUGUGCUGCUGUGCAGGAGGAACAACGGUUAGAGAGUGAGGCACGACCAACAAGAUGUACAUAAACUCAGCGUAGGUGUCCUGAGUGGUGCUGAGGGGCGAGGCACGACAACAUUCAAGUCACGCUUCAUCAGGUUUUUCUGUAGCCGAUUCUUCUGAGCCAGUAAAAGUGUGGGGUUUUUAUGAUUCACAGCAUAAUUUUGUUACCUUUUUUUUAUGUGUGUUCAAAUCCUGGAAACAUUUAGCGUUAGGGAGUAAUGUUCUUUAAUUCCAUCCAUCUAAUUUAUUCAGUUGAAUACUUGGUUUUAUUAGCAGGGAGGCAGUUGUCGGUGUGUUUGUGAGGCGAGCAUGUUGCCACGGUGAAGUCAGGCAUCUUCUCUGCAUUCAUGCGCAUGGUUGAUGUCGUUAUUGAUCUUCACAAGGGGCACAGCUCAGUUCAUCAUUCAGUACUAAAGAUGCGUGUGUUAAGCCUGAGCUACACUGUGCAUUUUCCGGCCGUCCUAAACAAAUCUUUCGUUGGGAACAGAAGUGUGACAAAUAACUGUGAAUGUACAAGUCUGUGGCUGUCCAAUGUUACUGGCUCUGCAAAAGCUUAAUGAGCACCCUCACAACCAAAGUCAGCAUCCAACAGUCUUCAAACACUACUAGAUAACCUCCCGUCUGCAAUCGACCAAUAAAAAUACACGCAGGUAUUGACGCGAACAGCUAGUGACGAGAGUAGAAUUAACAAUCUCAAGCUACACGCAGCAACAUGUGAACCACUCCUUUUUGGCAUUUGAGUUUGGAGACUAAGUGUUAACUAUGCCGCAUUUUUUCUCUUUUCAGCAUUGUUAUUUUGGUCAGCUCUUAGCUAUUAGUGACAUAUGCUUUUUGGGGGGUGUGCUUGUGACAUAACAUGUCCCGCUAGAGCGAGACGUAGUGCAGUUUGGCUCGCUGAAAUCUGACGGUAUGUGCCCCCUUUCUCACGGAGCGAUGAGCAGUCCUGUGCGACAGCCGAAAAACGCAGUGCGGUUCGGGCUUUAAUCCCAGCCAGCAUUCAUAAGUGGGUCCCUUAUGCAUGUAUAUGGCAAACUGUAUGGGUGCCAAUAGAGUUUGUCCGCCGUUUCCAUGGUGGUCCCACAAGGGCUUUCAGGGGGGAUGCAGAUGGUUUGACUAAUACAUUGGCUCGUAGGUCUAUGUAGGUACAUCUUUCUGGGGCCACCAUGGAAACCAUGGACAAACCCUGUUGUCACCCAUACAGUUUGUCCAUAUACAUCCAUAAGGGGUCAACCUUUGCAUGCUGUUUGGGAAUCUUUUAAAAGAAAGAAAACAAACCUGAAGGUCUUACUAUAACCCCUCCUUUCCACCGGAGCCAUCAGCAGCACUUUACUGCAGGAGCACAUCAUGGCUGCUGAUAGGAACCGCUGUGGUCAACAGAACCUUUUCCAUCGGAGCCGUCAGCAGCGCGAGUCGGCCGCGUCUCAGGAGCAGCUUGUCGUGGCCCUAAUGCACCGGUUCUAUUUUCUACACGCUACGCCUCUGAAACGGGUCAACUUCGACAUUUUGGGGGAAGGAAAGACAGGAAAUCGGACGCGGAAACGGAACGAAGCUUUGCGAGAUUUUCAGAAUAAAGAAACAUACUGCCUUCCGGUUACUUUACUUUAAAAAAAAGUUAUCACCUAUCUAGCUGUCUCCUUUUUUUUCCAUAAUGGAUGACGAAAGGUUGAUUACUGAAGUGGAGAAGUACCCAAGCCUGUUUGAUCCCAGUCACAGUUUUUAUAAAGACAACGUCAAGAAGGAUAAAGCAUGGAGUGACAUAUCUGCGGUUUUGGGGCAAGAUGGUGAAUUUAUGCUAAUUAUUAUGUUGUAGUUUUCUCCUGCUUGUUGUUGUGUUUACUGAUGAAGUCACGCAUGAUUUUGCUAAUGUCACGUGACUUUGUGCUCUGUCGGUGACAGCUGCUCCCCUGCUGCUUCGCGUCUCGUGGGGAAGGCCAAGCAGCAGCUUACGCGAGCAAGACGUGCUGCUGCAGUAACGUGCUGCUGACGGCUCCGGUGGAAAGGAGGGGUUACUUUAGCUUCAUUUUGUCGCAUUGGUGAGAUUGAAACUAAACACCACUGUGCAGUAACUAUUGAGAAGUUUAAAUGUUUUCUUUUUAACUUUGUUAUUGGGUAACACAAAAGGGGCACGAUGCAAUGGACGAGUAUGUUCUGUUGGCCUGCUAUGAGACAUCAAAAUUUAUAACAAGCAAAAGUUCCAAAGCUGAUGUUUGGGAUCAAACUGUUUUCUUAUUUUUCUGACAAAUCAAAAAAGAAAUGCAAAAAGAUGAAAUCCACUUUGUGUGUCACAAGAAACACUGAAACAGCUUCAAAUCUUUGUCCGUUCAGUGCAUCCUGUCCCCUGUACCUUUGCUUCUAUAGAGUUCUCUCUAUCGUGUAUUUUUAGAAUUUUGACAAAUUUUACCAACAAACCAAAAGCCUUGAUGACUAUGAGAAUAGAACAUUUAAAAAAUGUUGCCAUGUGGGUUUCACUCAAGUCUAAAUCUGUCUGUGAAUGCUAACUGCUGUGGAAAAAGCACAACGUCGGACACAUCACAGGAUUUUCUUCAGCUCACAGAUUGCCUGAUUUUUGUGGUUUCAUGUCCUUUUCAAAGCACUGCAGACGGGCGUCUUUGUUUACAUUUUGCAAACUUUAGAAUACUCAAAAAUCUGAAUUUUUAAUUGCAUCUCUUAGCCAAUAAAUCCAAAAAGCUGCAGCAAAAGCAUCUAUGGCAUCAAAAGUGAUGUUUUAUAUCUUAAUUUUUUUAUUUUAUUUUUUUUCUAAAUUUUCUUGGACUCUAGUCAUUCUAUAACCACUGAAAUUGUAAUUUUGUUUUAAUAGUCAAAUUUCAAAGUUUUCACUUUGUGGGAAACAAACUCUAGUUUGAGCAAAAUACCAAUAUGUUGAAAAUGACUGAAAAAAGUUCAGUUUUUAAACUUUUUCUAACUCACUCAGUACAUUUUAAUUUUUGCUUAUUAUCUCAUAAAUGUACUGUCUUACCAUAUCUUAUUUAACCCACCACGCAUACGUUUCUCCAAGGUUUCCUAUUUUUAGCACUACACUUUAGAUUAUUUGGGAGGAUAACUGAUUUGUUUCUCUGUGUUUUAUUGUGCAACAUAUUUUAAUGUCUCUUGUAAACAUUUAUUUAUUGAAAACGAUCUAAAAGAAUUGAACUAAAGUCAUAAAUUUUAUUUAAUGCAAUUUAAACCUGUUUCAUAUCAUUUUAUAAAUGUGGGGAAGUCAUUCAACGUGCUGUUUCAUCAUUUGGGCCUAAAAAGGUCUCGUUAUUGUUUAAGAACUUUGUUCUUUUUUCCUUUUAACUACAGCUUAAGAAACUCAAACGUAUGGAUUAUAAUUUUUUUUAUUGGCUGUUUGAACUGAUUUCUGCCAGGAGAAAAUGACAAAGAGCGCUAAAGGUUGAUGCAUUGUGCUUUCUCAUUGUCUUCUCUUCUCAAAUUGUUUUCCAUCUUUUAUUGGUGCCAGUUUUACGGAGUUCAUUUCCAACCUGAAUUUGUUGCUCUGAUCUUUGACAUUGUGAGUAAAUUGUGGUUCACCUCAGUUCAAACACACCAUAUUCCUUUUUGACGUCAUUAAAACGAAGGGGACUGUUCAUUUGAUAGCUUGUUAUGUUAACUUUUGUCACUCCUUGCAAUGAAUUCUGUUGUUUGUUUCAGGAAAUUGUGCAUGGAAUUUAAACCUUGAUUUGAAUGUUUUGAUUAAGUUUGGUUCAUUUUGUUUUUGAGGGGGUGUGACAAGUAAAUAAAAGAUGCUAUUUGAGUAAAAGA
This is a messenger RNA of Nothobranchius furzeri (turquoise killifish), 9477 nucleotides long. RefSeq names its product solute carrier family 8 member 3 (gene slc8a3). The record is from RefSeq and is a predicted model, not a curated record. Gene Ontology annotation, molecular function: calcium:sodium antiporter activity. Lineage: Eukaryota; Metazoa; Chordata; Actinopteri; Cyprinodontiformes; Nothobranchiidae. Gene Ontology annotation, cellular component: axon; sarcolemma; postsynapse. Gene Ontology annotation, biological process: calcium ion import across plasma membrane; cell communication; sodium ion transmembrane transport.